AUGGCUAAGAAACUUAUCGUUGUCGUUGGCGCAACCGGGGGUCAAGGUGGCGGCGUGGUCAAUGCCUUCUUAAACGACCCCGAGUAUGGCGUCCGGGGCGUGGCUCGCAAUACACAAAGCGCAAAAGCACAAGCGCUCGUCAAGAAGGGGGUGGAAAUGGUCCAAGCAGACCAAAAAGACGAGGCGAGCCUCACGGAAGCGUUCCAAGGCGCCCUCGCUAUCUUCGCCGUGACAGACCACUACGAUUUCUUCUUCCAGAUCGGCAAAGACGCUUCCAUGGAGCGCGAGUUCACCUAUGGCACGAACUUGGCGAGGGCUGCUUCCAAGAUAGAGACUCUCCAGACGUAUGUUUGGAGUACGCUUCCCCCGACGUCUGUUCUGACCAACAACGAGGCUGUUGUGCCGCACUUUGACGGCAAAGGUCGGGUCAACUUGUACAUCAAGGAACAUCUUCCCAGUCUCUACGAGAAAACGACAUUCACCUUGUUCACAAUUUUUGCCGUCAAUAUGCAUCAGUACCCCAUUUUCCGCCCGGUCUGGGUUGAAAGCGCACAGAAAUGGGUUCAAUUCUACCCUACCGACCCCAAGUCUCCCUACCCAUGUGUCGGAGAUCAUGCCACCAACUCAGGUGUCUUCAUCCGGGCAAUCAUGCAGAGACCUCCGGCCGGUGGUACAUACGUGAGAUGCAACGUUGAAGAUCUCAAACUCGAGUCCUAUCUCGCUCUCUGGGGCCGCACCAGUGGUAUUUCCCCCGCCGUAAGAUCCACGAAGGCUGUGCAGCUCAGUGUCCAAGAUUACGUCGCACUUUGGGGCGCCAUGGGUGAAGAACAGGCAAGCCAGUGGGUUUUCUUCGAAUACAUAGCUCGGAAGAAAGCUGCGGGCUUGUGGGAUGAGGCAGCCUUGGGAAUCAACAUGGUUGAAGGUUGGGAUCUACUGAACGAUGCAGAGAAGAUGAAUAUCAAGAGCGUCGAGGAUUCGAUCAAGGAGUUGGACUGA
Molecule: messenger RNA, 996 nt
Organism: Clonostachys rhizophaga
Lineage: Eukaryota; Fungi; Ascomycota; Sordariomycetes; Hypocreales; Bionectriaceae
Source: the annotation of a GenBank genome assembly